UAAUUUUCUAUUACUACUGGUACAAAUGUUAAGAACUCCGACAACUAGUAGCUGCGGCGGCAGCGGUGGUAUCCCUUUAACAAUCACCACCUCCGCUCAAUCACCAAAUCCGUCGGACAUGGGUGAUCAGAGCCACCACCGGUCUUCUGCGUCGAGAGCUUUCCAGUUUCACCCCGCCAGACCCGCCAUCGUGGACCUCUUUAACCUCUAUCUCGGUAGAAAUGGCCGCCAUAAAUCAGAUGAUUUGAUCCGAGAACCUCCGAAUAAGACACAGAAGAGAGUUACUGCUCUGAAUAGAGAUAUUCCUCCAUGCAAUGGACAAUUUCUUUCAGAUUUUCAGCAGCUUCAGAAUCAGUUUCCUGAUCAUGACCAAUUGCGUACUGUGGUGGAAUCUGUGCUUGUGUCUCUGGUUAUCCAGUGUAGUGGUCAUGCACCGAGAGCAGAGUUUAUUCUUUUUGCUUUGAAUGGUUUGUACAGUGUUGGGUACAUAUGUUGGGAUUCUUUUCUACCAUCUCUUCUUUCUUCUGUCACCUCUGCAGAGAUGUCGGUGGGUAUCUCUUCUGCAGCUUCGCCACAGCCUGCUGUUUCUUCUACGUCUUUAUCGAACGCUGGGAUGUUACCAUCGUCUGCUGUGGCUCUCAAUUUCUCUAAUUUUCAGUCUCCAAAUCCGGAAUCUCCUUUAAUUUCAGUUCAUGGAAUUGGAUCCCCAUCUCAAUCAGCAAAUGAACCAUCAUGUACAGCUUUGUCGCCUGUAAAAUCAUCCGAUAUCAACAGCACUGGACAGCAGGCUGCAGCAAGAGGUAACAUGUCUAGGAGAGAUUCUGCCAUAAGUACUCUGCGUAAGUUAUCUUGCGAGAUAAUAUUUUCUGCCUUGGAAGCCAAUUUAAAGCCAACUACCCAUGCUGAUAUUUUCUAUCACAUGCUAAAUUGGCUGGUAAACUGGGAUCAAUGGCAACAAGGGAGUGAUGAGGUUGAUGGAGUAAAAUCUUUGAAACGGGAAAAGGCCUUAUUUGAAUGGCUACAUAAGUGUUUAGACGUGGUUUGGAUGCUGAUUGAGGAUAACAAAUGCCGUAUACCCUUUUAUGAGCUAUUGCGAAGUGGACUACAGUUUAUAGAAAAUCUACCUGAUGAUGAGGCACUCUUUACACUCAUUUUGGAGGUUCACAGGAGACGAGAUAUGAUGGCCAUGCACAUGCAAAUGUUAGAUCAGCAUCUUCACUGCCCUACGUUUGGGAAUCAACGUCUUCUGUGUCAGGCUGCAAUUAAUAUGUUAGGUGAAUCAACUGCAAAUCUAAGAUACUCACCUAUUACAUACCCAAGUGUGCUUGGAGAACCGUUGCAUGGGGAGGAUAUUGCUUUCUCGAUUGAGAGAGGAAGUCUUGAUUGGGAUAGAGCUAUGCGUUGUAUUAGGCAUGCCCUUCGAAAUACUCCAUCACCUGAUUGGUGGAGGCGUGUGCUUCUUGUGGCACCUUGUCAUCGAGUGCAUUCACAAGGACCAACUCCAGGUGCUGUCUUUAGUUCUGACAUGAUCUGUGAGGCAACCAUUGACAGGGUUAUUGAACUCUUGAUGCUUACAAAUACAGAUGCUAAUUGCUGGCAGGAGUGGCUUAUCUAUUCAGAUGUGUUCUUUUUUCUCAUGAAAAGUGGUUGCAUAGAUUUUGUUGAUUUUGUGGACAGGUUAGUUUUACGCAUAAGUGAGGAAGAUCACCAAAUUCUGAGGACGAAUCACGUCACAUGGUUGCUUGCGCAGAUUAUUCGGGCUGAGCUUGUAAUGAGCGCUUUAAACACAGAUUCAAGAAAGAUGGAGACGACCAGAAAAGUUUUGUCAUUUCAUAAAGAAGCUAUAAGCUCGGUUUCCAGUAACCCCCAAAGUAUCCUACUUGACUUCAUUACCAGUUGUCAGACCCUUCGCAUUUGGUCACUGAAUUCAUCAACCAGAGAAUAUUUAAAUAGUGAGCAGCUUCAUAAAGGAAAGCAAAUUGAUGAAUGGUGGAGGCAAGUAAGUAAAGGGGAUCAUAUGAUGGACUAUAUGAAUUUGGACGACAGAUCAGUUGGUAUGUUUUGGGUUGUGUCUUACACUAUGGCGCAACCUGCUUGCGAGAUGGUGAUGACUUGGUUAACAUCUGCUGGGCAUGCAGAAUUACCAGGACCAAAUCUACAGGCUAACGAGAAAAUUUCAGUGAUGCGGGAGGUUAAUCCUGUACCAGUAUCACUGUUGUCAGGAUUUUCAAUUAAUUUGUGUCUGAAACUGGCUUUCCAGAUGGAAGAUGCUAUGUUUUCUGGACAGUAUGUACCUAACAUUGCCAUGGUCGAAACAUAUACUAGGUUGCUGCUUAUUCAACCUCAUUCAUUGUUCCGCUCACAUUUAAGUCAUCUGCAUCAGAGGAAUUCUGAAACUUUUAAUAAGCCUGCAGCUACACUUUUAAUGCUUGAAAUUCUCAACUAUCGGUUAUUUCCUUUAUACAGGUACCAAGGGAAGAGCAAGACAUUGAUGUAUGAUGUUACGAAAAUUCUCUCCACACUAAAAGGCAAGCGUGGUGAUCAUCGUGUAUUUAGGUUGGCUGAGAACCUGUGCAUGAAUCUCAUUAUGUCGUUGAGAGAAUUCUUUUUUGUGAGGAGGGAAGGGAAGGGACCUACUGAGUUUACAGAAACAUUGAAUCGUGUAACUGUAGUGACUCUUGCUAUUAUCAUUAAGACACGUGGAAUUGCUGAUGCUGAGCACCUUUUAUAUCUUCAAACAAUGUUAGAACAAAUAUUGGCUACUAGCCAUCACACAUGGUCAGACAAGACCCUCUGUUACUUUCCAGCUGUUCUACGUGAUGCCUUAAUUGGGAGGACAGACAAGAGGGACCUAGCAAUCCAAGCAUGGCAACAGGCAGAAGCAACUGUGAUCCAUCAGUGUACACAGCUUCUCUCACCACCAGAUGAUCCCACUUAUGUCAUGACUUAUAUAAGUCACAGUUUUCCUCAACACCGACAAUAUCUCUGUGCUGGAGCGUGGGUACUGAUGCGUGGACACCCUGAGAACAUUAACAGUGCAAACCUGGGACGCGUGCUUAGAGAAUUUUCCCCCGAGGAAGUGACUGCAAAUGUGUAUACCAUGGUGGAUGUCCUUCUGCAUAAUAUUCAGUUGGACCUACAACAUGGACAUUCCUUGCAGGAUCUUAUAUUAAAUGCCUGUGCAAAUCUCGCACACUUUAUUUGGAACCACGAGUUGCUGCCUCCAGAUAUUUUGCUUCUGGCGCUAAUUGACCGUGAUGAUGAUCCCCAUGCUUUGCGUAUUGUGGUUAAUUUACUUGAACGACAAGAACUUCAACAGAGGAUAAAGUUUUAUGUUGCUAAUCAUGACAAUCCGGAGCAUUGGCUUCAAAAUGGAAUAUUUAAGCGUAUUGAAUUGCAGAAGUCUCUUGGCCAUCAUUUGUCAUGGAAGGAAAGGUACCCAACAUAUUUUGAUGAUAUUGCAGCACGUUUACUCCCUGUCAUCCCCUUAAUCAUUUAUCGGCUAAUUGAAAAUGAUGCCACCGACGUAGCUGAUAGAGUUCUCCAAUUGUUUUCAUCUUUCCUUCGUUACUAUCCUUUGAAUUUUACAUUCGUACGUGAUAUACUUGCAUAUUUCUAUGGACAUCUUCCAGGAAAGCUCAUCUUUCAGAUACUGAAUGUACUUGAUAUAAAAAAGAUGCCAUUUUCAGAGUCAUUUUUACAGCGUGUCAAUUCGUCAAAUGCCAUAUGUCCACCAUUGGAGUACUUUGCAUCUCUUUUAUCAGGUCUUGUGGCUAAUGUCAUCCCUCCUCUAUGUAACUUGAAAGGGGAGGGUUCAAAUCAGUCUGGAUCAACAAAUGCUUUCGAAUGUCAAAAGCCAUUCUAUCAGAUACAAGAUCCUGGCACAUAUACCCAACUAAUUCUUGAAACUGCAGUUAUAGAAAUCCUCUCUCUCCCUGUAACUCCGGCACAGAUUGUUUCGGCAUUUGUACAGAUUAUUGUCCACAUACAACCAACUCUUAUUCAGUCUAAUCAUAGCUUCCAUGAAUCAUCAAAUAGUUCAGAAUCAUGUUCUGCUUUGGCAACUUCCCCAUCAGGAGGAAUCACCGAUUUUUUAGAUGGUCGCAGAUCAAAUCCUUCAACUACAGAACUAGACCUUCCAGAUUUUGUUUCACAGAGUGGUUAUACGUACCAGAAGUUGUCUUGUGUGCUGAUUCAAGCUUGUGGUCUCCUGUUGGCUCAGCUUCCUGCUGAAUUCCACAUACAGCUUUAUGCAGAGGCUUCACGUGUCAUCAAAGAGAGUUGGUGGCAUGCAGAUGGAGGGCGGUCUACUAUUGAACUAGAUUCUGCUGUUGGUUAUGCUUUGUUGGAUCCGACAUGGGCUGCUCAAGACAAUACCUCCACUGCCCUUGGAAAUAUGGUGGCGUUGCUCCAUGCUUUCUUCAGUAAUCUUCCACAGGAAUGGCUAGAUAAAACACACCUCCUUAUAAACAACCUAAGGCCUGUUUCCUCCAUUGCAGUGCUGAGAAUAGCCUUUCGCAUAAUCGGUCCACUGCUGCCAAGAUUAGCAAAUGCUCAUAGUCUCUUCACUAAGACUCUUGAACUGCUUUUAAGCAUGAUGGUGGAUGUGUUUGGGAGGAAUAGUCAGCCAUCACCUCCUGUUGAAGCAUCAGAUAUAACAGAUCUUAUAGACUUCCUUCACCAUAUUGUGCAUUACGAAGGACAGGGAGGGCCUGUACAGCCGAAUUCUAAACCGAAACCCGAUGUAUUGGGUUUAUGUGGAAGAGCGAUUGAAAACUUGCGAAAGGAUGUACAGCAUCUUCUUUCUCACUUAAAAACCGAUGGGAAUUGUUCGAUUUAUGCUGCUGCUGCUACGAAUCCGAAACUGUCUCAGAAUCUAUCCUGAAGGUUUCUCCAGUUUCAGGUUAUUUUAGGAUUUGUAUAGAUGAAGUGAGUGGUGUGUUUUAGGAGAUGAAAUUUUGGCCAUCAGCCAAUUGGUUUUGGAUGAGUUGGCAAUAUAA
Cynara cardunculus var. scolymus (artichoke) is the source of this 5000-nucleotide messenger RNA. Its product is annotated as mediator of RNA polymerase II transcription subunit 23-like. Gene Ontology annotation, cellular component: mediator complex; transcription regulator complex. The transcript has 21 exons. NCBI's taxonomy places the organism in Eukaryota, Viridiplantae, Streptophyta, Magnoliopsida, Asterales, Asteraceae. The coding region runs from base 26 to 4885 and encodes 1619 amino acids. The record is from RefSeq and is a predicted model, not a curated record. Gene Ontology annotation, biological process: positive regulation of gene expression; regulation of transcription by RNA polymerase II.